AUCCUACUUCUCCCAUAAACUAAAGUCGCCUCUACCCCACCGCCUCGGAAACUCCGCAACAUCCACCACCUCCGAUGAUACAACAACCACCUCUCCAUUGCGAUUACCCCCUUGAAGACCACAAAAGUCACCCUUCUCAUCUACUAUUCUCAAACCAGCGCUGCAACCAUGUCAUCCGUAGCGCAAAAGCGCCUCUUCCACGAAUACAAAAACCUCUCCACCAACCCGCCCGACGGCAUCACCGCAGGCCCCGUCACAGAAGAUGACAUGUACCACUGGGAAGCACUCAUCCAGGGCCCCGAGGGCACACCAUUCGAAGGCGGAAUUUUCGCAGCAGAGUUAAAGUUUCCGAAGGAUUAUCCUUUGAGCCCGCCGACGAUGAAAUUUGUUGGGGGUGGGGUGUGGCAUCCGAAUGUCUACCCCAACGGAACAGUCUGCAUAUCCAUCCUCCACCCUCCCGGCGACGACCCGAAUCACUACGAACACGCCUCAGAACGGUGGUCUCCUAUCCAAAGUGUCGAGAAGAUCCUAAUUUCGGUUAUGAGUAUGCUUGCGGAACCUAAUGAUGAGAGUCCAGCGAAUGUCGAAGCGGCGAAGAUGUGGAGAGAGCGGAGGGCUGAGUACGAGAGGAAGGUGAAGGAGGAGGUUAGGAAGGGGUUAGGGUUGUAAGGAAUUGGUUUUUGAGGGGGAAAUGCCUUGGUUGUGAUGUAUGUUUAUACUUGGUAUAAUACGCAUAGCGUGGGUUUGAUGGAUGCAGGGUCGUUAGUCGACUUUGCUGGCGUAUGAGGUGUGUUUUUUUAUUCCCUUGUUUUAUAGAAAUAUGAUGAGGAACGAUUCUUAUGGCUUUCUUCUAGGGUGUGGUGCUGAUAGUGUAAAAUAUAAUAGACAUUAACC
Aspergillus ruber CBS 135680 is the source of this 894-nucleotide messenger RNA. Its product is annotated as E2 ubiquitin-conjugating protein UBC7. Gene Ontology annotation, cellular component: endoplasmic reticulum; cytosol. NCBI's taxonomy places the organism in Eukaryota, Fungi, Ascomycota, Eurotiomycetes, Eurotiales, Aspergillaceae. The record is from RefSeq and is a predicted model, not a curated record. Bases 169 to 669 code for a protein of 166 amino acids. The transcript is spliced from 2 exons.